Molecule: messenger RNA, 1309 nt
Organism: Cyprinus carpio (common carp)
Lineage: Eukaryota; Metazoa; Chordata; Actinopteri; Cypriniformes; Cyprinidae
Product: prothymosin alpha a
Biological process (GO): negative regulation of apoptotic process; positive regulation of transcription by RNA polymerase II
Cellular component (GO): nucleus
Molecular function (GO): histone binding
Source: RefSeq, a predicted model, not a curated record
CGAGCUCGCUACAGACGCUUAAUAGUCUUUUUUAAAAAAAAAUAUAAAUUAUACACAUCUCGUAUUUCUCUUUAUAUUAUUUUGUUCCGAGACCCCAUUAUAUUCUUAACCUUUAGGAAAAAUGGCUGACACAAAAGUCGAUACCAGCUCGGAAGUCUCCGCCAAGGACCUUAAAGAAAAGAAGCAGGUUGAGGAGGCAGAAAACGGAAAGGAUGCCCCUGCUAAUGGAAAUGCGGAAAACGAGGAGAAUGGCGAUCCAGAAAAUGAAGUAGAUGAGGAGGAUGAUGAGGUGGCUGAAGAGGAUGAGGAAGAUGAUGGAGAAGGUGAUGAUGAUGAUGAUGAAGAUGAUGAUGAGGCUGAGGGUGGCACAGGAAAAAGAGCGGCUGAGGAUGAUGAUGAUGAUGAUGAGGAUGAUGUUGAAACCAAGAAGCAAAAGACUGAUGUGUAAGAAGCUACUCUGCUGGAAAUCUUCUCAUCCCUCCUUUCCUUAACUCGUCCACUGGGGGAGGAAAAACAUGGUCAUCAUCAAGUAGAGUCCAGCAUCCGUGUACACACACCUAACUGCAGAUUUUGUAGAAACAACCAAGACUUCAAAGCUCUACCUUCUUACAAAAUACUUUAAAAGGAAAAAUUUGUUUGUAUUUUUAUUUACAUUUUAUAUUUUUGUACAUAUUGUUAGGAGGUCAGCCAUUUUUGACAGUGAUCUCUGGUUACAAAACGGUGCUUUGAAGUUGAUGCUUCUCUAUGAAAUAGAUUUUACUUGUGGUUUGACCAUGUCAUGUUAUCUCAAAAGAAACUUGUAAAAAACUACGCAAAAAAAGAAAUGAAAAAUUGCAGAAAACCAUGAAAAAAAAACAUUAAUUCAAAGCAUUCCAGUAACUUUGUGUAUGUACAUCAGUUGUAUCAUACGUAGUUGGAUUGUAUGAGAGGGCAAGGCCAAAAGAAAAGAAUUUUCUUCUUUUCUUUCUUGUCUGUUAAAUUGCUAUCUAUUUGUGGCCUGUUUGAUGUAUGUGUGAAAUUUGUUGUGCGACAAUAAACCGAAAUUUAUUUUGUGAGUUCUUAAAUUUGUUUGUUGUUGUUGUUGUUAUUGUUCUUUUUUUUUCCUUUUAUGACUUCUCAUGAGUUUUUAAUGUUGGAGCUGUAUGGGCAAGAAUAAUUGAACCAGCAUUAUCUUCAGAUGCAGUUCAUGUUUUUCAUCAGCCUGUCAAAAGUAAAUGUACAUCAAUGUAAAUUAUUCAGGCCUUUAAGACUCCAAGAUCUGGUAUAAAUUAUAUUGCGUUAAAUAAAAUUGACUGUGUGGAUUCUUUCA